AUGGCUGCGUCGUUCGAUGGGCUGUCGUUCUUCUUCUCGCUCAUUGGCAGUAUAUCGAUGGGGUCGAACCCAGUGCCUAUGAAGGCGCCUUCUGUUCUGCAGGCGGGCGUGCACCCCCUGGUCUUCCAGUGCUACAAGUCCUUCUGGGUCUUCGCCCUCGGCCUGGCGUUCAUCCUCGUGAACCUGCUCCGCGAGAGGCCGGCCUACCGCUUCACCUGCUGGGGCAUCCUCGGCGCCGCGGUGUGGGUCCCCAGCGGCGUGGCCACCAUCGCCGCCGUGCCGCGCCUGGGCGUGGGCGUGACCGUCGUGCUCAACACGGGCACCAGCGCCUGCCUCCAGUUCCUCCCCGGGCGCGGGGGGCACCUAUCGGCGGGCAGGGCCCCGCCCGGGUCGCUUCCCGGCCUGUUCUGCGGCGGGCCGCACGGCGCCUCUGGCUACGCCCUGGCGCCGUACUACCUCCUCGCGGUGGUGCUCGGCAUGGCCGGCCUGGUGCUGGCCCCAACCCUGAGGCGUCUCGGCUCUCUGUCGGUGGCCGACGACGAGACCGACGCUGCCCCGCUGCGCGGCCAGCCUGGGGAGGGCGCCGCCGGCGGCGCGCCCCGCGCCCGGCAGAUGGGGGCGAGCAUCCUGCUCGCCCUCUUGGCGGGCGUCUUCUCGGCUGUGCAGUUUGCCGUGAUCACCGUCUCGGCGGCGUCUGGCGAUCUGCAGUGCCAGAGCGACUACAGCAGGUGCCCAGACUGGUUCAAGGACGAGUUCGAUGCCUUCGGCUCCUACAUGGUCACCUUUGGCCUCGGCGCCGGCUCCGUGACAGCACUCUACCUGGGCCUCUUCGCCAGCGCCCAGAGGGUGGCGGGCGGGCCGCUGCCACAGAGCCACUUCGGCGUCAUGAAGGUUCCGGGUUCCAUCGCCGGCUGCUGCUGGGUCGCGGGCAACGUCUUCCAGUCCGCCGCGGUGAACCGCGGCGGCUCUUCGGUGUUCGGGCCUGCGAAUCAGGGCCCCACUUUUGGAGUGCCGACCAUCACGUCUGGCGCGUGGGGCCUGCUCUACUACCGCGAGGUAAGGGCGCCGGUGCGCAUCGUCUGCUGGGUGCUGUCGGCGGUCUGGACCUUCGUCUUUGUGAUCUUGCUCGGGCAAGAGAAGGCGCCUUCGGUUCUGCAGGCGGGCGUGCAUCCGCUGAUCUUUCAGUGCUACAAGUCCUUCUGGGUCUUCGCCCUCGGCUUGGUGUUCAUCCUCGUGAACCUGCUCCGCGAGAGACCAGCAUACCGGUUCACCUACUGGGGCAUCCUUGGCGCGGCGGCCUGGAUCCCCAGUGGCCUGGCCACCAUCGCCGCCGUGCCGCGCCUGGGCGUGGGCAUGACCGUCGUGAUAAACACCGGCGCCAGCGCCUGCCUUCAGCACGGCACCUCGGGCUACGUCCUGGCGCCGUACUACCUCCUCGCGGUGGUGCUCGGCAUGGCCGGCCUGGUGCUGGCCCCGACCCUGAGGUGCGGGCGGGCUGGGCCGGCGAAGAGGACGCCCGCCGCAGGGAGCCCUGGUGCUCGGCCAGCGGCCGACGACGACGAGGGCGAUGCUGCCCCACUGCGCGACCAGCCCGACGAGGGCGUCGUCGGCGGCGCGCCCCGCGCCUGGCAGAUGGGGGUGGGCAUUCUGCUCGCCUUUCUGGCGGGCGUCUUCUCGGCCCUGCAGUUUGCCGUGAUCACCAUCUCGCAGCGUUGUGAAACAGAGCCCGCGGAGUGUCACAGAGCGUGCAAUGCUAAUGGUUCCCGCCUGGCCGCAUCACUUCGGCCCAAGCGGUUUUUCUCAGGGCGGCGAAUGGGAGAUUUCGGCUGGGCCACCUUCUCCAAAGCCUCCACCUUCGAGGCUGCCAGCAGCGGAUUGCAGGUUUCUCCUUGUGCCCUGGCGCUGUCGACCAGCGCCAACGCCUGCCUCUCCGAGACCCGCGUCUGGGGGGCGCCGGUGCCGCUGGGCGCGGCGGUCGUCGCCGGGGGCCUGGGUGUCCUGCUCGGCGUCCUCGCGGUGCUGCUGGUGCAGGUGACCGUCUGCACGUGCCUGGUGUCGGUGCGGAUUGGCCUGUGGGGUCUUUGGAAGGCCGCGCCGGCGCCUCCGCGAGCCGAGCGGCCGGAGCAGCUGGCGCCCGUCGUGGACGCGCCCGUGCAGGCAGGGGACGUAGUGUUCCUCGACUACGGGGAGGCAGAGGAACCGUGGCAUGAGAGGCUGAUCCUCGCGUCUUUGGGCGAGGCGAGGUAUCUGGUGCUGACCCCCGACGAGGACAUGUACGAGGAGGAGAUCGACACGCGCAGCGUGGCCGACUUCCGGCAGGCGGGCCCGCGGGGCGGCUUGCCGGCCGGCCUUGGAGCAGCAAAGGGCCAGCCGGUCUACCGCUUCACGGAGCGGCCGCGCGGCGCUGCGCUGCAGUCGUGGAUCGACGCGGCGGAGGAGCAGGCCGUGGAGCUGCGCGCGGCGCGGGGGCUCGCCGAGGAGCCUGAGCCUCCGCCCUUGGCUGACGGGGGCGCGCCCUCGGGGGCGGGCGCCGCGGGCUCCGGCUCGACUGGCGAGCGGGCCGACUGGGUCUGCGUGGUCCCCGAGGGCGACGUCAAGCGGGGCGCGGUGUACUCGCUCCCGGACUCGCUCGACACGCCGUCGGAGGACUUCGUGGCGUUCGGGCAGCACGGGCUCUACGACCUGGGCCGUCGCGGCAAGUCGGCGGUCCUGGUCAGGCUGGCGCCGGGCGAGACCGCGGACGAGGCCUUGCGGACCUUCGUGGCGACCGCGGUGCCGGACGCUGUCGGGGGGGCGCGGACGCCGCCACCCGCCGAGGACGCCCGCGCGCUGGCUAUCAAGCGGGACGCGGCCGGCCGCCGCUUUCGGGAUCUGAAGAGUGUGGCGGACUCGUCGGAGCGGUGCGAGUUCGAGGACUGGGCGCUGUCGGGGCCCCGCACUGCCUUGUACGUGGUGAAGGAGAUUGCCAAGCAAAGCGGGGGCCCGGUCCAGCGUCACACCACGUGGAAGCACGAGAACAAGCUCAACGAUGACGAGCAUAGCGUGGUGGCCCACGAGAUGUUGUCGGAGAUUUUGGAGUUGGCUUGCACCUACGACCAGGUCGACGUGGCCAACCUGGCGAGCAUGGAGGCGCUCGCGAGGCACCUGCAGUUCCUGGAGCACAAGGUCAAGAAGAAGAAGGAGACGAUCAAGGAUUUCGAUUCCCAGGACUACUACCUGGGACGCACCAGGAGGACGGGCGGGGCUAUCAUCAGCCCGGAGCUGCUGAAGUGGGUCGCGGAGUCCGCGGCCCGGGAUUCGGCCAUCUUGAAGGAGGAGCGCAAGGCUGCGGAGGAGCCGCUGGAGCGCAUGGUGCCGAGGGAUCUGCUGCCCUUGCCCUUGGUGCCCGUGCCGCCGGCUCGGGGCGCGCGGGCGUUGCCGCGCCGCUCCGCCCAGAGGAUCGGCCGCAGGUCUGCUGUGGGCCGCCGUGUGAAUGACUGCAUCGCCGCCCUGAACAACUUGUACGGGGAGGGCGACUUUUGCUCGAAGGCCCGUCCUUCGGAGGCACAAUUUUCUGCUGUGGACAUGCUCUGGCAGCCCGUGUCGGGCGACAAGCCGCCGGACGACGCCCCCAGCCCCGAGGCAGCCCUCGUGGAGUUGCUCGGCAUGGGUAGUCUGGGCUAUGGCCCCGACGGCCCCACUGUGGUUGCGCCGUGUGAUCGCGGCCUGGUUUCGUGGCCUGAGUCGGCGGGCUGCGUCGGCUUGCUGGAGGUGCUGCCGGAGCCAGACCGCCAGGAGGUGAUCGACGGUAAGAAUUCGAUGAUGCUUCGCGCUGAAGAGGUUCGCCCAGGCGCCACCAAGGUGUACUGGGAUAAGACCUUGCAAUCCGACGCAGACGAGUACCAGCGGUUCGUGCAGGACCUGCUGGCCCGCGACAUGGUGGAGCUGCGGACUCGUCGCGAUUUUGAAGUGGGAGUCUUCUUCGCGAAGAAGAAGUCGGGCCGCCUGAGGCUCAUUGUGGACGCUCGGGCUGUCAACCAGGCGCUGAAGCGGCCGCCGACGAUUCACAUGGCGUCCACCGCGGCGCUAGUGAACAUGGAGGUCGAGGACGGCGCCCAGCUGGAGUUCUCGAUCCAGGACAUCGCGGACUGCUUCUACCAGUUCCGCGUGCCGGACUACAUGGUGCCGUGGUUCGGCAUGCGCCCGCUCAGAGCGAGGCAGCUGGGCGUGAAGGUGGUCGACGGCCUCGCGGUCUCAGGGGGGGCGUGGGUCUACCCAUGCCUGCGGGUGCUGCCCAUGGGCUUCGCGUGGGCCAUGCGCUGGACGCAGCAGGCGCACCGCGAGCUGCUGCGGCGGGGAGGCCUCGGCGGCAUCGAGAGCGAGCUGGUGGACAGGCAGAUCGCUCCGAGCGUGGACUCUCCUCAGGUGCCGAGGGUCGUCUACGUGGACAACGAGAUCUUCGUCUCGUCGCGACCGGGCGCCGCCCGGGGAGCGAGGAGGCAGGCAGCCAAGGUGAUGACCGAGGCCGGGCUGCCACUGCACGAGGUCGAGGAGAGCAAGACGGUCGUGGAGGCGCUGGGCCUGGAGCUGGACGGCCUCAAGCUGCGGGCCCGGCUGGCGCGGGCCAAGCGCUGGAGGCUCGGGCUGGGCACCCAGGAGCUGGCCAACGCGCUGCACCUCAUGCCGCUGCUGGCCGUCCAGUUCGAUCUGCCGUGGUCCGGGCGCGUCGCCUGCUCCGAUGCCACGCUGCGCGGCUAUGCGGUGCAGGAAGCCGACAUGGAGCCGCCGGCCGUGCGGGAGGUGCUGACCCCAUGGGCCCCCAAGGUUUACAUCAUGUGCACCCAGCUCUGCCUCUACGGGUUCCUGAAGGCCUCAGUGGUGCCCCUCGUCGUCAAGUGCUUCGGGAUCUACCUCUGGCUGAGGCUCCUGGGGCCGCUGGGGCCGCUGCUGAGGGCUGCUUGGGCGAGGAGUCAGGCUUCCGCCCCGCCGUCUGCCUGCCCCAGCCCCUGUGGUCUGAGCGGCAGCGGGCCCGGCAUCCUCGACCGAGCGGCGGCUGCUUUCAUCGACGAGGCGGCGAGGGCGCGGUCGGUCGGGACUGGUGGACUCACGACGCUGGAGCAGGAGAGCAUCACCCAGAAGACGAGGCAGGACUACGCGAGGAGGCUGGAGCGGUUCGACGUCCUCUGCAGGACCCACGGACUCACCACGGGGAGCGACGUCGAGCUGGAGGAGGCCGUGGUAGAGUACAUGGAGCUGCAGUUCAGCCAGGGGGGGCCGUCGAACAGCGGGGCCAAGCUGCUGGCCGCGAUAGGGCAUCGCGACCCAAGGCUGCACCACGCGGGCAGGCUGCUGAAGCUGCCCCGCGUGGCGAGGGCGCUGCAGGGCUGGCGGAGGCUGGUGCCGCCGCUGACGCGGGCGCCCGCGCCUUGGGCGGCGGUGGCGGCCAUCGCGGUGGCCCUGAUCUACCUCGGCCAGCGACGCGCGGCCCUCGGCGUGGUGCUCGCGGCGGACGCCUACCUGCGCCCAGGGGAGCUGCUGACCCUCCGGGCGGACCACGUGGUGCCGGCGCAGCCGCAUGCCGGGGGGGACUACCGCUUCACGUCCCUGGUGCUGAGGCCCGAGGAGGAGCUGCAGUCAACCAAGACCAGGGGCUUCAACGACUCGAUCCUGCUCGACAGCCCCGCGAGGUCUUUUCUCGGGCCCCUGCUGGAGCAGGUCGCAUUCCAGUCGCAGCCGAUGGAGCUCCUCUUUCCGUGGUCGGGCGCGGCCUUCAAUGCCAUGUUCGAGGAGGCAGCCGCGCUCGUCGGGCUCGAGAGCUGGGAGUUGACGCCGUACAUCCUUCGCCACUCCGGGCCGUCUCACGAUUGGCUCACCAAGGCAAGGAGCUUGGAGGCCAUCAAGCGCCGGGGCCGCUGGGCGUCCGACCUCAGCGUCAGGCGCUACGAGAAGGGCUCCAGGGUGAUGCGCCGCCUGGCCUCGCUCGACCGCGGCCGGCAGCUGCUGCUGGCCGAGGCCGACCGGCUGCUCGAGGGCGCCCUGAAGGACGGGCGCAUCAACGGCUUCGCGCGGCUGCUCCAAGACGUGGGCCUCGGGUCCGGCGACCCGGAGUGCCAGAGCGACUACAGCAGGUGCCCAGACUGGUUCAAGGACGAGUUCGAUGCCUUCGGCUCCUACAUCAUGGUCACUUUUGGCAUCGGCGCUGGCUCCGUGACGGCACUCUACCUGGGCCUCUUCGCCGGCGCCCAGAGGGUGGCGGGCAGGCCGCUGCCGGAGAGCCACUUCGGCGUCCUGAGGGUAUUGGGCUCCAUCGCCGGCUGCUGCUGGGUCGCGGGCAACGUCUUCCAGUCCGCCGCGGUGAACCGUGGCGGUUCCUCUGUAUUCGGGCCAGCAAACCAGGCCAUGCAGCUUAUGCCGACCAUCACGUCUGGCGCCUGGGGCCUGCUCUACUACCGCGAGGUAAGGGCGCCGGUGCGUAUCGUCUGCUGGGUGCUGUCGGCGAUCUGGACCUUCGUCUUUGUGCUCUUGCUCGGGCAAGAGAAGGUGUGA
Messenger RNA from Prorocentrum cordatum, 6525 nucleotides. The record is from the annotation of a GenBank genome assembly. Lineage: Eukaryota; Dinophyceae; Prorocentrales; Prorocentraceae.